AUGUAUGAGACGGAGGGGCCGAAUCUCUUCCUUGAGUUGGGCCGAGACCCAGCCGUGCUCGACAUCGUGUCGGCUGCUCUGGGCACUGAUGACAUCUUCCUGUGGGCAGCCCAGAUCUUCUGUAAGCCACCGGGCACUGGAAGAACCGUGCCGUGGCACCAAGACGGCCAGUAUUGGCCCAUUGAGCCCCUCCAAGCUUUGACAGCAUGGGUGGCAGUGGAUAGCUCCACGAAAAGCAAUGGAUGUCUGCAAGUCCUGCCAGGCUCGCACGGAGCUCUCUAUCCGCACGAGCAGCGGCCGAGUGUAGAUGCUGCCAUCGACUUUGUCAUCCAGGAGGACGUCUUUACAAGCGGCCGUCUCAACGAAUCGAACGCCCACUUUAUCGAGUUGCAGGCAGGGGAAAUGGAGGUGCACCACCCGAACAUUGUCCACCGCAGUGCCCGCAACACCUCGCAAAACCGAAGAGCAGGAGUCGCUCUGGCUUACAUGCCAACAGAGUGCCUCUUUGUGCGAGACAAGAGGGCAGCCGGCGACGAACUUGGAGGCCUUGAUCUUGGUUAUGGGACGCGACCUCUCUUCCUUGUUAGGGGUGAGUGUCGAAACGGGGACAACGCGUUUGUUGUAGAUGCCCGCCCAUGA
Molecule: messenger RNA, 639 nt
Organism: Symbiodinium natans
Lineage: Eukaryota; Dinophyceae; Suessiales; Symbiodiniaceae
Source: the annotation of a GenBank genome assembly